This is a messenger RNA of Rhipicephalus sanguineus (brown dog tick), 1663 nucleotides long. Its product is annotated as calumenin-A. Gene Ontology annotation, molecular function: calcium ion binding. Bases 155 to 1072 code for a protein of 305 amino acids. The transcript has 5 exons. Lineage: Eukaryota; Metazoa; Arthropoda; Arachnida; Ixodida; Ixodidae. The record is from RefSeq and is a predicted model, not a curated record. Gene Ontology annotation, cellular component: endoplasmic reticulum.
CAGGUACAGCAGAAGCCGCUGACGUCACGAAGCUGCCUGACAGGUACACGUGGCUCCCCGGCGAACUUGGCCUGGCGUUGACAGCGCGGCGCGAGCACACCAAGUCAGGCCGGCGUGGACGACUGACCCCGGAAGCUACGACUGAAGCAGGAGUAUGCAGACCACACUCGCAACGUUGUUGCUGGCGGCCGCCACGUUGUGUCUUGCAAACGACGCAUCUAAGACGCCGCCGCCCUCUACUGGCCAGCAACAACAGCAGUUCUACCAACCGCCAAAGCCAGAGGUUGUGCAAAAGCAUCUGCACAAACUGUUCGUGGAGGAGCUGGACAAGGAUGGCGACCAGUACGUCAACGCGGCCGAGCUGAAAGAGUAUCUCAAGAAGUUCCACAGCCGUCUCAUCCUGGACAGUAUCGACAAGCAGUGGGUCUACUUCGACAAGGAGAUGCAGGAGAAGACACCCGGCGUCAAGGUGCUCAAGUGGGAAACCUACAAGAAGCUUUCUUUCCCGGACAGAGACCUGGAGAAAGCCGGCGAAGAGGGGAAGCAGGCGAAGGCGAUGCUGGAGCGCACCGAGCGUCGCUGGAAGCUUGCCGACUUCGACAACGAUGGUGCUUUGGACAAGGCUGAGUUCAAAAGUUUCCUGCACCCCGAGGAAGACGAGCGUGUUCGAGACGUUGUUGUCACCGAGGCCACCGAGCUGAUGGACACCGACAAGAAUGGCAUCGUCUCCUUCGAGGAGUACAUGGAGCACCUGAAGCGCGUCUCCGGACCGGAAAAGGACAAGGACAAGAACUGGGCACCGGCGCAGCAGAGCCACUUCAGCACGUACAUGGACAAGGACAAGGACGGUGCGCUGAACGAGGCCGAGAUGCGCGACUGGGUGCUUCCCAGCCACGACCGCGAGGAGGGCGAGGCCUGGAGGCUCAUCUCGGUGGGAGACGUCAACCAGGACACGCGUCUCACUAAGGAGGAAGUGGCUGCACAUCCAGACUACUUCAUGGGCAUUUUGCCGCACGAAUUCUGGCAGCAGGAGGGACACGCCGGCACGGUCAAGCAGAAGGAGGAACUGUGAGCAGCACGCCGCGGGCUACCCCAUGUGAUAAGAGUCGUGCGUGUACAGCAACGUGGACUCCAAGUGUCGGUGGCCAACAGCGGGACGUCGCGCAUCACAGACAAUCGCACACUGCACAAGCAGUAUUCAGUCAUUGGGGUAGGGAGUCCUGGACUCGGGCGUACAAAGGACGUGGGCCUAGAAAUAACUGCAGGCAGAGCAACGAACCUUCUCAACCGAAAUAGUUGGCAUAUUUAAACAUUUCACGCGAAUCAAUGAGAAGUUGUUACGGUAAACGUACAGCCGUACCUCUCGGCGUUGGAAAGGGAACCACCUGAGUGUCGGUCUGCGACUGUUUUUACUACACCCCAAUAGCAUUAUUUUUGCAAUCCAUCGAAGCUCCUCCAGAUCUAAUAUAUUUCCCCCUGUGUAUUGUGCAUUUACAGUACCUCCUCGCAAGGCGCUUGUUGUAUGUUGUCUUCUGCUGUAAAAGUAGCGUUUUAUUUAUAUUCCUCCAUUUCUGGCUCUCGACAUCUUCCUGGAUCCGGGACACUGUACAAAUGCCUUGGUGCAUUUCGUAUUGAAAAAAUAAAUAAAGAGAAACCUAAUAAA